AUGCGUGUGAUCGUCGCUCUGGAUCUUGACUACUUCUAUGCGCAAGUGCAUGAGGUCGAGCUACGUCAGGAGGAAGAUCACGAAAAGAAAAAGAUCAACACGCAUGUCCCUAAUACAACAGAGUCUACAGUGGCAUCCACAAGCCCAAUAUACAAUGCUUCUAUUCUACCAACAAGUGCGAACAAAUCCCAUAUCUCUUCAAUCAACGGAGAUGGUAUUGUAUGUAAAGCGAACAAGGCAAGGCCCAUCGGUGUCAAGCAGAAGCACAUAAUCGUCACAGCCAACUACUCAGCACGCGCACACGGCGUGACCAAGCUGCAACUGCUAUCAGAUGCGAUGAUAUGCUGUCCUGAAUUGGUGGUUAUAGACGGGUCUGAUUUGACCCGGUAUCGCGAGAAAAGUGAGGCCGUGGAAACAACAGUGAAGAGUCUGCUGAAGCAAUUGGUGUCAGAGUCUAUGACUGAAGGUAAAGGGGAUGGUCCAUUGCGAGGAGAGCUACCUGGAAAUUUGGGAGCGAGUAUAACGGCUACAAGCCUAAGUAAUGACCAAAAAUUGGAUGCGAUGGAAAAAGAGAACCAGCAAGUUGUAGUCGACAGGAAAGCCAAAACAACGCCAGAUGGGAAGAGAAAACAAGCCCAAAAGGGUCAGGGAUGGCGCGAGGAACAGCGGGCACAGCUGAAAAAAGCACUUUAUAUGACCCGUGGAUGCAUCAAUGCGAAAUAUAAAAAUAUCGAUACAAUGAGUGGGACCCAGAAGGGUAAACGGGAAGGAAAAUUAAAUGUGAAGAAGUAUGCGAGUGUGAAGACACCGGUGCAGAAGAGUGGCAUGGACGAGUGGUUCUGUGAUGUGACCGGGCUGGUGAACAACAUCAUGCAGACACCCACCCACGUGCUAUACACUCAAGCCUGCGCUCUACAGGAUGGAGAUAUCAACGUAGUCCUGGGCGAGGCCCGGCAAGUUUCCUUGCACCUGCGCGUGGGUCUGUGUGUGGCCAAGGAAAUCCAGGCAGCCGUGUUGAGGCACACAGACCUGACGUGCAGUGUGGGCGUGAGCACGUCUAAGUUGGGUACCAAGAUAGCCGUGAACCAUCAGAAACCGCAUGGAUCGUCUGUGUUUGUGCCUGAGAAAGCACGGGCGUACAUGGCCGACAAGUGUGUGAAGAUUAUACCCGGCUGUGGCUCUCGAUACACCAACAAGAUCCGCGUGCACCUGUAUUCGCUAGGAUUUCGGCACGGGGACGAAGAUGAGCAGGAGCUGAUAUCUGAUCCCGAAUACGAGGGAAGUGGAAGUGAUAGCGAGGGCGAUGGCGAUGACGACUAUGGUGAUGAUGGCCAUGCCCAAAAUCAUGAUUGCGUUCCGCCUACUAGUGAUACGUCGCCUGAAAACACAUAUGCACAUGAUUCUAAUGACAGUGGAAGGAAGGUUAAGCCCAAUGCGACCGAGCGUCAGCGGAAGAGACAACUAGACCGUGUGAUCUCUACGAAGAAGAGCAGUCUUCCGAAGUGUUUCCAAGUGCUGGAUGCCUUCCUGAAACCUGAGGCCUACGCCGGUGUUUUGAACUCGGAUAUAGAUGGAAAUAUACAUGAAAGAGGUGCUCCCUCUCGGGCGCUACCGGAGAACCCUGAACCGAGUGUUGAUGGUGGAGGGGAUACACAUCUCGUUGCGAAACUUUCAGGUAUCAAACCCAUAUCUAUGACUGUUGAGGACUCCCUUAGCGCCUCAAUGUCGACCAAGGAUGUGAUUGCGUCCUUGGACUUUGUGCAGAUGGCAGCGGUCAUGCACGCCAAGUACGAUGUGGCCAAAACCAUUGCUUUGAAGUGCCUGGGCACCUGCUUGGAUCCCGUGAAGGAGAGUGGGCUGUGCACUGUUAUCAGCGCAGAGGAUUCGAUGCAGAAAAACACGUUCACGACGAAGCUGGAGGUGCGCGCCAAGAUGCUCACUCUGGUGGACAAUUUGCUGAGAAGAGUGUGGCGAGAUAUCGCCAUGAACAAGCGUCUACCCAGCACUCUGUAUGUGCGGUUCAGGAACUCGGGGCUGGAUGAGGGCAACAAGGCGAACAACACAUACCAGUCCCGCCAGACACCGCUGCCAUACAGUGACUUCGGAUCGCUACAACGAAUGCUGAAGAUCGCCGAAAUUGUCUCUGCCACUGGCGAUAAGAAUACAGAUACGGCGGCUCAGGAUGAGUCACCUGUACAGGCUGGUAGUGAUAUCAGUCCCACCCCUCAUAUAUCUGUGCCUGCUGCUACCGACACGACAUUGAACGACAUCGAUGAGAAAGGUUUGAGGGUUGGCAUUAGCAGGAAAAAGAAGGAAAACGAGGAGAACGAUCUCAGGAAGCAGUGCGAACAUCUGCGCUUUGUGGUGCUGCGUGAGGCUAUGUCACUGAUGAUGAGGUUUUCCUUAAACACAUACGAACCCGAUACGCUGACACUCCUUGGGGUGGGUGUGACGGGGUUUUCUGAGCCACGCAACACAACGGAGGUGAGCAUGGACGCAUACUUAGUGGAGGAUGUGGAUAAUGCCAAGGGACCCGCAGAGGCUCGCUGUCCCAUAUGUGGACAUUCGUUCAUAGGCAUGCUUAAUAGUGAUAUGCAUGGGCAUCUGGAUAAGUGUAUCGGAAUGGGUGGGAGUGGGCAGGCCAGGGACGAAGGCUGUGCCAAAAGCGCGAUAGAUGGUAACGGGAGAGGUCGAAAUAGUGCCAAGGGUGAUAGCACGGACGGGGUCAAGCGGAAGAUCAAUACACUAUUUGAUUUCUCGGCCAAUACCAAUGGCAAGAAACACGGCGCCCACAGUGGUGGCCCCAAUCGAGGCAAGCGAAAGAGGGGGAAAUGAGUGCGAUAUGUGCUUCAACGAGUGCGAUAUUUAUAAACAUGAUGUCACUGUUCGGAAAGUAAACAAAGGCGAAGUACUGGCAUUGCCCGCUACAGUCGAAUAUAUGUACCGCGUUUUUUCGUCUGUCAGGCUUUUGCGCAUUUGUAUAUUGAGGUGGCCUCAGCUGAUACAGAUAUAUACUCUACUCGUUCAUCGGCAUCAUGCGAGCGGUAGCAAUGCUGAACCAUGGCCCCAUACGCCGAGUAUUGCAAUAUCUCGAAAGUUUACCAGCCUCGUAGAUUGAUAUACUCUUCAUUACAAAUAAACUUGCCAAAUGGGCUCGCGGU
This is a messenger RNA of Sphaeroforma arctica JP610, 3161 nucleotides long. RefSeq lists its product as hypothetical. The coding region runs from base 1 to 2835 and encodes 944 amino acids. The record is from RefSeq and is a predicted model, not a curated record. The transcript has a single exon. Gene Ontology annotation, molecular function: DNA-directed DNA polymerase activity; damaged DNA binding. Gene Ontology annotation, biological process: translesion synthesis. NCBI's taxonomy places the organism in Eukaryota, Ichthyosporea, Ichthyophonida.